GGAAGGAGCCCUAUUGUUUGGUGGGAGGGGUCUCUCCGGCCCUUGGAAUUGAUCCCUUGGGGGCCCAAGAGGCUCUAUGGGCCACCCAUUUGCAAGCCAGACGGGGUCCUAACUAUUGCAAAGUCUGCACCAAGUCUAUGGAACAGUGCCAAGCAGACCCCCAUGUCAUUCAGUUGUGCCCACCCCCAUAUUGUAAUUGGGGGGGGGGGGUCUUAUGGUUUCUCCUGCGAUUCAUGAAGAGAGACACCUAUGGGGGCCGCCCAGUGUUUCUUGUCUUUGUAGUCCUUUAUUCUUUAUUUACAAAGUGUUCUCAUCCACUGGCUUCUUGUGAGUUUUCCGGGCUAUGUGGCCAUGUUCCAGCAACAUGCUCUCCUGGUGUUUUGCCUACAUUUGUGCCUAAUGUCAUCUUCAGAGAUUUUGUUGGCAGUGAAUCAAGUGGAGUGUAUAAAUACCUGUGAAAUGGUGUCCAGGGUGGGAGAAAAAAAAACCCUUUGUUGCAAUUAGCAAGCUUGAAUUAGCAUUUGAGUGGCCAUGAAGUUUACAAAGUCAAUCAGGGAGGGUCUCUGCAUAGAGGUGGCCUGGCCUUUGUUGCCUGGAGGCACCCUCUGUUUGGGAGGUGUUGACUGGGAUUUGAUUGCUCAUUGUCUGGAGUUCUCCUUCAUAUGUUACUUGAGUUCUCUUCAUAUGUUACUUGAGUGAUUAUAUUCCUUCUGCUUAUGUGAUUGUUUUAGUCAAUCGUUAUGUUUUGUUUUUGUUUUUAAUUCUUAUAGCGUUUUAUAGUGUUUUCAGUGUUUUAUUGUACAAUGUUUUAUGCUGAUUUUAUAUUGGAAACCGCCCUGAGUCCCUUUUGGGAGCGAGGGCAGUAUACAAAUAAACUUUUACUUACUUACUUACUUACUCCUGAUUCCGAGUGGUAACAAGACAGCGAAGAAAGAACACUAGUGAGAAACAGGAGAAUUCCAGACCGUUUACACUGUCCUUCUAUCCCAGGGUCUGAUCCCAGGUUAUCAGCUUUGAACUGGAUGAUAAUGAGUCUCCACUGCUAUAUAAUCUGGGAUAGACAGGUAAUCUGGGAUCAGAUCCUACGGUAGGAUAGAAGGGCAGUGUAGGAGGGACCUUCGAUGGGGUUAUCCUGGUUUCCGAUGACAGGUCCUGCCUCUCACCAAGUAGUGCCGGCGGAGGGGGGGGGGGGGGGGCAAUGCCGUUUUGGAAAUGGGCCGGUCAGAGAGACCCAGAGACAGGGCUGGCAUUGGAGGGCCUGCGUGUGUGCCGGCCAAUGACACGUGUGGCCGGUGGGGCGGUUAAUGAUUCAUGCGCCUGAGCCGGUCAGAUAAGCAGGAGGUCAAGGUUCUUGAAUGGCUUGUCCUGGGGCUGGCUCGCCUCUCUGGCCACUCCACCCCUUCCUUCCUGCAGGGAGCCGGUCCCUCCUGCGGGAGGCGCUGCGCCCGCUGCUGGCGCUGGUGUCCCUCCCGCGCUGGCCCUCCCGCGGGGACCUCCGGGCCUGGGUCCAGCUCCUGGCCGUCGCCCAGUGGAUGCUCAGCUUCCUCCUGAUGGGGCUGCUGCUGCUGCUGCUCCUGGUCUACCUGGCCUUCACUCCCUUCUGGCCGGUCUCCGCCCUCUACCUGGCCUGGCUCCUCCUCGACUGGGAGACCCCCGAGAGAGGCGGCAGGAGCUCCUCCUGGGUCCGUUCCUGGCCCAUCUGGAGCUACUUCCGGGACUACUUCCCCAUCCAGCUGGUGAAGACCCACCCCCUCUCCCCGGGGCACAACUACAUGGUGGGCGUCCACCCGCACGGCCUGCUCUGCGUGGGCGCCUUCGCCAACUUUGUGACGGGCGCCACGGGCUUCGCGGAGAAGUUCCCCGGCAUCCGGCCCGCCCUCGGCACCCUGGCCGGGAACUUCCGCCUCCCGGGCAUCCGGGAGUAUCUCAUGAGCGGAGGCCUCUUCCCGGUGACGCCGAGGGCCAUCGCGCACCUCCUCUCUCGGAGCGGGACCGGGAACGCGGUGGUGCUGGUGGUGGGCGGCGCAGCCGAGUCCCUCUCCGCCUCCCGCCCUGGAGAGACCACCCUCGUCCUGCGGCGCAGGAAGGGCUUCGUCCGCCUGGCCCUCCAACAUGGGGCGCACCUGGUGCCGGCCUUCUCCUUCGGGGAGGAGGCGCUCUUCCGGCAGGUCUGCUUUGCGGAGGGCGGCUGGGCGCGCAGCCUGCAGGAUCGCUGCCGGAGGGCCCUGGGGUUCGCCCCCUGCCUCUUCCACGGGAGGGGCCUCCUCCCCCUGCCCUUCCCUGUCGCCACCGUCGUCUCUCUGCGUUGCCGUUCCAGUGGGGAAGCCCCUGCCGGUGCCCAGGAUGGCGCAGCCUCCGCGGGAGACGGUGGACCGCUUCCACGCCCUGUACGUGGAGGCUCUGCGCGGGCUCUUCGAGGAGCACAAGGGGCGCUUCGGCCUCCCCGCGGGGCACGCCCUCCGCAUCCUCUGACCCCGCCGGGCCCCCACUCCUCUCCCCGGAAGCUCAGAGGAGGCCCCGGACCCUUUCGGGAACACCCGUCCAUCGGCCAGAAGGAGUCCAAGCAGAGCGCUUUCCGGACACGUGCGUGUGUGCCUCGGACUGCUCCCGUUCACCAAGUGCUUUGCAUACUGUUGUUAAAACUUUUGUGUAACAAGACCUUAAGCAGCGCAUUGAUUCAUUCUUGAGGUGGGGAAGAAAGCUCCAGGACCCGGGCAGCAGGGCCUCCCGGUGUGAAAGGCAGAGAUGGAAGCCGGUCCGCGGCCCUGGGCCCGAAGGAAGGGGGGCUCCUUGCUGCCUUGUGUGCAGGGAGGCAGCCCCCUCCCCAGAAGCCCUGGCGGUGAGUGGGCCUGGCAGGGUCCCGAAGUGCAAGGAGGGCUCCGCAUCUGCAUCCUCGGGCAAGAAACGCACCUGAAAGAGGCAUCGAGACACACAGGAUUCUCCAGGCACUGCUCUCACCCUGAGAUUCCUCCCCAAUAAUUCUCUCCUCAUAUCUAAUAAUAAUAAUACUAUCCAUAUAAUAAUAAGAAGAACAACAACAAUUCUUACCCACCUCUCCUUGUAUCUAAUAAUAAUAAUACUAUCCAUAUAAUAAUAAUAAGAACAAAAAUAAUUCUUACCCACCUCUCCUCAUGUCUAAUAAUAAUAAUACUAUCCAUAUGAUAAUAAGAAGAGAACAACAACAGUAACAACAAUAAUUCUUACCUGCCACUCCUCAUGGCUAAUAAUAAUAACAACAACAACUCUUACUCGUCUCUCCUCAUAGCAAAUAAUUAUAAUAAUACUAUCCAUAUAAUAAUAAGAAGAAUAACAACUCUUACCUGCCUCUCCUCAUAGCAAAUAAUAAUAAUACUAUCCAUAUAAUAAUAAUAACAACAAUAAUUCUUACCUGCCUCUCCUCAUAGCUAAUAAUAGUAAUACUAUCCAUGUUAUAAUAAUAAUAAUAAUUUUAUUAUUACUUGCCAGUCCUCAUGGCUAAUAAUAAUAACAACAACAACAGUAGUAAUUCUUACCCGCCUCUCCUCAUAGCUAAUAACAAUAAUACUAUCCAUAUAAUAAUAAUAAUAAUAAUUAUUAUUAUUAUUCUUACCUGCCAGUCCUCAUGGCUAAUGGUAAUAAUAAUAACAACAACAACAAUAGUAAUUCUUACCUGCCUCUCCUCAUAGCUAAUAAUAAUAAUACUAUCCAUAUAAUAAUAAUAAUAUUUCUUACCUGCCACUCCUCAUGACUAAUAAUAAUAAUAAUAAUAAUAAUAAUAAUAAUAGUGUUAUUUCUUACCUACCUCCUCUCCUUGUGUCUCGGGACGGGUGACAGCAUUAUUAAAACACAUAAACAUUGUAAAGAUUCUCGGAAUAUACCUAUGUAUUUCUAUUUAAAAUAAGAAUCUAUACACUCUCUCGCUUGUUGGCUUUCAUCGUACUGCGGGCAUAAUUCUAUCGAUAAUAAAAUUCCCUCUUUAUAUUUUCUA
Messenger RNA from Anolis carolinensis (green anole), 3967 nucleotides. Its product is annotated as diacylglycerol O-acyltransferase 2. Gene Ontology annotation, cellular component: endoplasmic reticulum membrane. NCBI's taxonomy places the organism in Eukaryota, Metazoa, Chordata, Lepidosauria, Squamata, Anolidae. The record is from RefSeq and is a predicted model, not a curated record. Bases 1356 to 2687 code for a protein of 443 amino acids. The transcript has 7 exons.